GCUAUCGACGACGGAGAAGACAGCAGAGCGGCGACUGCGGUUGCCGUUGUCCGUCGUUUUCAAAUCGAGAGUGCGGCCGGGCGGAUGAAGGCAGCGCUUUCCAGGUGGCGGCAGAGACUACUGUUGCAAAGGGUGUUGGACGCCCCGGACUGCAUCACCACAUCUCAAGCCGUGGUUCAGUUGUGUGCUUCUAUCGGGAGCGGUUUGCUUCCUCGGGCGACGCCACGUUGGUGGAUGCGGCGGAGAGCUGGUGGGACUUGGGAGGAUUUACGGGUUUGCGAUGACGCGACAGAGGACUACUUCCGGGAAAAGCUCCGCAUGUCGAGGAGAGUGUUCAUGGAGAUCAGCGAAGCAUGUGUGCCUGAUGUGCAGCGGCAGGUGACAUUUUACAGGGAGCCACUGCAGCCAAAGCAGAUCGUCGCAUACGCAUUGUAUAGGUGGGCCACAGGAGAGUCUUACGAUAACAGCACCUCAUCCUUCGGCAUGGGCAGGACUUCCGGAGUUCGAGUCGUGCGCGAUGUGACAGCCGCCAUUUUGAGGGUGUACGGGGAGAAGAUAUCAUGGCCGACGGGGGUGCGGAAACAAGUCGUCCUACGGGAUUUUCUGGACAAGGGCUUUCCAAAUUGCCAUGGCGCAGUUGACUGCACACACAUCUACGUGGACAAACCGGCGAACGCGCCUAGCGAGAACUACUUCGACCGCAAGCACCGUUUUUCCGUCAUUGCGCAGGUUGUGGUGGACCUGGAUCUGCGCGUCCUUGAUGUGUUCGUGGGAUAUCCGGGUAGCUGCCAUGACAUUAGGGUGAUCCAGCUGUCAAGUCUGUCGAGGCGCGCGGAAGAGGGAUUGCUGUUUCGUGGGCCGCCUGUGACGCUGCCGGGAGGGGUGACGACGAACGGAUACAUCUUGGGCGACAACAGGUAUCCUCCUUCUGAGUAGGUGGUGGUGCCGUACGGAGGAAUCAAUCAGCACCCGGACG
This is a messenger RNA of Chara braunii, 976 nucleotides long. Lineage: Eukaryota; Viridiplantae; Streptophyta; Charophyceae; Charales; Characeae. The record is from the annotation of a GenBank genome assembly.